AUCGAAAGUCGACUUACGUAUCCCUAAGCAUAACGAGGCGGCAUAGUGGAAUUAUAUUGUUAAAUAUUUCCCUAUUUCUCGAAUUUCUGUAUAUUGUAUUAAAAUAUAUACGUUUUCAUUCUAACUCGUGAAGAUUUUAAAUAGUCAACACAUAAAUACGAUAAAAUGUCAUUGAUUUGUGCAAUUACCAAUGAAGUUCCAGAUACUCCCGUGAUUUCUCCUUACUCUGGAGCAAUUUUUGAAAAGCGUAUAAUAGAGAAAUAUCUAUUGGAGAAUGGUUGCGACCCAAUCACGGGUCAAGAGAUGAAGGCCGAAGAACUAAUAGAAGUGAAGACGCCACCAAUAGUUAAACCAAAACCACCUAGCGCCACAAGUAUACCGGCCACAUUAAAAACACUUCAGGAUGAAUGGGAUGCUCUAAUGUUGCAUUCUUUUACACAAAGACAGCAAUUGCAAACAACCCGUCAAGAGCUUUCGCACGCAUUGUAUCAACACGAUGCUGCAUGUCGUGUAAUUGCUCGUCUAAACAAAGAGGUGGCUGCGGCACGUGAAGCACUUGCUACGUUGAAGCCACAGGCUGGAAUAGGAUCUGCUGCUCCCACUUCCAUACCACAGCCUGCAAUUGCCUCGGAAGCAGCCGGUGUUGCUACUCAACCUAUCGAGCAGGCGGGUAUGAGCGCUGACGUUAUACAAAAAUUACAGGAUAAAGCAACAAUUUUAACACAAGAAAGAAAAAAACGUGGUCGUACAGUUCCCGAGGAGCUGGUUACUCAAGAACAGAUAAAAACUUUUUUAACUACUGCAUCUCAUCCCGGUUUACAUUCUGCUUCAAUACCUGGCAUCUUAGCUCUCGACAUUAGUUCUGCGGACCAUAGCAAAAUCUUAACAGGAGGGAAUGACAAAAACGCAACAGUUUUUAACAAAGAUACAGAGCAAGUUGUUGCAAUUUUAAAGGGGCACACAAAAAAAAUUACCAAAGUCAUAUAUCAUCCUGAUGAGGAUACAGUCAUCACGGGCUCUCCCGAUAUGACCAUUCGUAUUUGGAAUGUGCCAUCUUCACAAACACAACUGUUGCUAAGAUGUCACGAUGGACCGGUUACGGGGUUGUCUCUUCAUCCUACAGGAGACUAUGUACUAUCUACAUCAUCCGAUAAACAUUGGGCUUUCUCGGACAUAAGAACCGGAAGAUUGUUGACGAAGGUUAUUGAUACAGCCGAAGUUGGUUUAACAACUGCACAAUUCCACCCUGAUGGCUUAAUUUUUGGUACUGGUACUGAUGACUCCCAAGUGAAAAUUUGGGAUCUAAAAGAACAAAGUAAUGUCGCAAAUUUUCCCGGUCACACUGGUCCUAUUUCAGCUAUAUCGUUUUCUGAGAAUGGUUAUUACUUGGCAACCGCCGCUGAUGACGCUUGUGUAAAAUUGUGGGAUUUACGAAAAUUGAAAAAUUUCAAAACAAUUCAACUCGAUGAUUUUUAUACUGUUAAAGACUUGUGUUUCGACCAGAGUGGUACAUAUUUGGCUAUUGCAGGAUCCGAUGUUAGGAUAUAUCUGUGUAAACAAUGGCAGGAUUUGAAAAUAUUCAAUGACCACACAGCACUUGCCACAGGUGUUCGUUUCGGAAAACAUGCUCAGUAUAUUGCAUCGACGAGUAUGGACCGUACGUUAAAAUUGUACGCCAUAGAAUAAAUUUCGUUUUUUUAUUAAGUUUCUUUAAAUAAUAAGUAAUAAAUGUCAUUUAAUUUGAAUAUAAUAUUGAUUCUUAACUUUUCCAGAAGCAAAAACCCACUUAAAAUUUACAUUCAUAAUAAACUUAUAAAAAGUUCAA
Molecule: messenger RNA, 1825 nt
Organism: Musca domestica (house fly)
Lineage: Eukaryota; Metazoa; Arthropoda; Insecta; Diptera; Muscidae
Gene: Prp19
Product: pre-mRNA-processing factor 19
Exons: 4
Coding region: 166-1686 (506 amino acids)
Biological process (GO): mRNA splicing, via spliceosome; DNA repair; protein ubiquitination
Cellular component (GO): U2-type catalytic step 1 spliceosome; cytoplasm; Prp19 complex
Molecular function (GO): ubiquitin protein ligase activity; protein binding
Source: RefSeq, a predicted model, not a curated record